AUGAGCUUCUCAGUGGAUGCUUGUGUCGUUUCUGGUAAGAGCUUCCCACGCGAUUUGACGAUAUCUGAAAACGGAAGAAUGUCAUUUCAGAACCAAAAAGCUGGAGAAAAUGUACCUCUUCAACUGUUGAACUGGUUCACUCGAAGAAGUGACACCUCUUCCAACAAUGAUAAUAUCGUUCUGUUGGACAUCGAUAGCUUGAUCGACUCCUCUCCACUGUUGUCCAGUUGA
Caenorhabditis remanei is the source of this 231-nucleotide messenger RNA. RefSeq lists its product as uncharacterized. The transcript has a single exon. Bases 1 to 231 code for a protein of 76 amino acids. NCBI's taxonomy places the organism in Eukaryota, Metazoa, Nematoda, Chromadorea, Rhabditida, Rhabditidae. The record is from RefSeq and is a predicted model, not a curated record.